Messenger RNA from Anneissia japonica, 3024 nucleotides. Its product is annotated as transmembrane prolyl 4-hydroxylase-like. Gene Ontology annotation, cellular component: endoplasmic reticulum. The record is from RefSeq and is a predicted model, not a curated record. Bases 221 to 1714 code for a protein of 497 amino acids. Gene Ontology annotation, molecular function: L-ascorbic acid binding; iron ion binding; procollagen-proline 4-dioxygenase activity. The transcript has 8 exons. Lineage: Eukaryota; Metazoa; Echinodermata; Crinoidea; Comatulida; Comatulidae. Gene Ontology annotation, biological process: peptidyl-proline hydroxylation to 4-hydroxy-L-proline.
AGUGACCAAUUAGAUAUCAAUAUCAAAAAUAUUACCAGCAACCAAUAAUAAUAAACGAGUGAAUAAGUUAAAAUCAACGCACGAAUUGAACGCCUGUUCAAAAUCGAUCGAGCACAUCAUACAACACCAGGCCUAAGCCACAUGCGAUAUUCCCACAGUUUAUUAAUAUUACUGACACGAAAGCCAGACUUUACCAUAGCGUUCAUAAGCAACCUCGGAGAUGUACUUCUCGCUGAUUCUAAUUCUGUUUGCCGCUUGUGCCUGUGAAGAUAUUCCGGACCUUGCCAGCAAUGUGAACCCUUAUGGAGAAGUGAAAUAUUCAAAGUUAUCGAGAUUAAAUCCCGUAUCCGUUGGCCAUGAGCAAAUAAUGAAAACGGAAUCUGGUAAAACACUUACAAUAAAGACAGCAGCCGUGAACCCACCUAUAUUUGAGAUAGAGAAUUAUCUUACCGACGCUGAAUGUGAGUAUAUCAAAGGCCUAGCCGAGAAGAAAGCAGACUGGAAACAAAGCAUCACUCUACCGAAUGACGGCCUUAAAGGACAUUUCGAAGGAGGCCAUAAAUUAAGUUUCGAGACCGCCGACAAAAACAAUGAUGGUGUUGUAGACGUGUUAGAGUUUUGGAAAGUAAGGCCUCCUGUACAGAAUUCUAUGAUAACCAUUGAAGAUAUACCAGAAUUUCUUCAGCUCCAUAAUUACGAUGAAGACGGAGACGAAAAAUUGACGGCUUCCGAAUUUUCGAAAAUUGACGUCAAACUGAUGUAUCAAAAAGAAAUGUCACGCGUUAAUAAUUUUUUUUUGUUUCAGAUUGUGUAUUAUGAGGUUGGGGGACACUAUCAUGCGCACUUUGAUACUUCAGCUCAUAGCAAAAGCAUUCCGUGUAUAAAUACCCGUGAAUUAGACGGAGUAGAUGGAAACGCUAAACUCGAUUACAGUAAUUAUCGAUUAUGUAGAUAUAUAACAAUUAUGUACUACUUAAAUGAUGUUGAGGAAGGAGGAGAGACAGCAUUCCCCAUUGCCGACAAUGCAACAGCUUCCGAGCAGGUGUUAUUUGCUGGAGGACAAAUGGGGGAUUUGAGUAAUCAUUGCAAGGACGCUAGAUUGAUAGUAACACCAAAGAAAGGCAAAGCUGUCAUGUGGUAUAACCACUUGUUGAAUGAAGAGGGUUGGCUGGGUCAAAAGGAUAGUUAUUCUUUUCAUGGAGGAUGUGACAUAAAAAAAGGCGUUAAAUGGAUCGCUAAUCACUGGAUACCGAUUGACAGUGACAGGGAACGUCAACUUCGUUACUUGGACUUUUGUUAUAAAAAAUAUCCAAAUAAACGCACGAUAAGCGACAAUGAUCAGGAACAACAACAGAAUUCCCACCAAGAAGACAACGACCACCACCAACAAAAUGACCAACAACAACCUUUGCAGGAACAACAUGCACACCAAGAGGAAGGCACUGGACAUCCCCAACAGCAGCAGUCUGAACAUGGCGUCCAACAAGAACAUCGACAAGCAUACAUUGAUCAAAAUGACCAUCAACAAAACCAACAGGAAAACCAACAGCAACAAAAACAACAGGAAAACCAACAGCAACAAAAACAUCAACAUGAGGACCAACAAUUGGACAAAGCAGAAAAUCAACAACCCCAAGCCAGGGAAAAUCAACAACCCCAAGCCAAGGAUGAACACGGUGAAACUACGGAGAUACCUAUCAAGGACGAACUUUAAAUCGAAAUGAGUUGUGAUUGAGAUAUCGGACCAGUAGGCCUACUGUCUAGAUGUGCUGUACUUUAUAUUUAGCAUUUAAUUUAUCUCCUAGGCGGUUGUUAAACCUGUCAUGCGUUUUGACGAGGAUGACGAUAAUGAUAAUAAUAAUGACGGGGACAGACGAUGACAAAUACCAGGCAUUAUAUUUAUGUUUAAAUUAUUAAAUAUGUUGAUUGAAUUUAAAUGAUGUAUGAUACUAAUGUUGGCGAUGAUGUUGACCACUAUGAUAGUGGAAGGUACUGGUGGUGAUGAUGAUUAUGACGAUAGUGACAAUGAUCAUGACGAAUAACUAUGGUGAUGAUGUAGAGGUUGAUAUUGAUGACUUUAUUGUUACUAUAAUGAUGAUAUUGUGGUCGCGAGCGUUGUCAAUCUCAUCGUCCUCGUGAAUACCAUCAUCAUUCCCGUCGUGAUAUUUAAUCAUUGCUGAAUGUUCAAUAAUUUUUUUUGUACCAUUCUUACCAAUGUUUGCAUGUAUUAGUUACACUCAAUGCCGUAGCCAGCUAUUGGGACAGUCCCACACAAUUUUUCUAAUGGGUCCACAAAAAUGGAUCCACAUUUUUAAAAAUGGUUCCAAAUUAUGUAAUUUUUGCAUAAAAUGGGUCCACUUUUUGAAAAAUGCGUACAGAUUUUUCAUAUUUUUGCUUAAAAUGGGUUCACAUUGUUUGAAUUCACGCGUAAAGUGGGUCCACCCUGGCAUUGGUUACACUGACAGUUAACCUAUUAAUUAUAAAAUCAUGGGCUUUCGCUUUAAAUCGGCGGAAUAACAUUAGCAGACGAGAGAACAACCUAAUACUGGACGUAACUGAUGGUCAUUCACUUACAGUACGUAAAAUUAAUGCACAGAAAAUCUACUUGACUCUUCACUCAUAAUUGAUUUAUUGAAAACACAAUCAAAAUACACACACAUGCUUGUUGGCCAAGCCUACAUAAUGAAAGUUUGCAAUUGAAACAUAAAUGAAAUUAAUUAAUAAUUAUACAAUUAAGUUAAAAAAGUAACAGUACGUAACAUUUUGGUUAACUAGCAGCAAUAUUAUCAGACUGCAGUAUAGUGUAAUAUCAUUAUCUAAAUCAGAAGUCCUACGGGUCAUGUGACAGUCACAUGAAGGCGCUGUAACAUCAGAGGGCUUAUCAAAACAUGGCCUAUUACACUACACUGCAGACAAUAAAAGGACUGAAAUAGGAUGAUUACAUGGUGCAAUUUGAUUCGGCUGCAUUUUACAGUACUUGCCUUAGGUGUCUUAAAAAAACAGUGGUGUAACGAAUAUAGCCAU